Messenger RNA from Peniophora sp. CBMAI 1063, 1281 nucleotides. NCBI's taxonomy places the organism in Eukaryota, Fungi, Basidiomycota, Agaricomycetes, Russulales, Peniophoraceae. The record is from the annotation of a GenBank genome assembly.
AUGCCAGCCGUAGACCCAACUUAUCCUCUCUACCCCAUCGCCUGCCUCUUGGCUUCAGCAAUGCUGCUCCUCGUGAUGCUGACCAGCUUUGUCCGCCAGAGCUGGAAUCUCGGCGUUGCUUUUCUCUGUUUCUGGCUCUUCUUUGAGGUUUUAACAGCUGGUAUCAAUGCUAUCAUAUGGACCGAUAAUGUCGACAUCAGGCUAUAUGUGUAUUGCGACAUCGUGACACACAUGCAAAUCAUCACUUCGGUUGUCAAACCUAUGGCCACACUUAUCAUCACUCGCCGACUAUACCUGAUCACCAGUCUACGCUCCCUAGAGCCUCCUACAAAAGCAGCAAGACACAGAAACCUUGUAAUCGAGUGGGCACUCGGCCUGGCCAUCCCUCUUCUGGUCGCAGGACCUCUUUACUACGUCGUCCAGGGUGCUCGAUUCAAGGUCAGCGAUGGUUUUGGCUGCACCAACGUCCCCGACAAUUCAAUACUCAGCAUCUUGCUUCUAUAUUCAUGGAGUGUGGUACCUCCCCUGGUGUCCAUCACCAUGUACUAUCCUCAUGUGGUUCGGAUCUUUUAUCGCCAUAAUCGGGAGAUGAACCAGUUCUUACAAAGCAACAACUCGGUGUCCCGCACCAACUACUUUCGAAUUCUUGCCCUUGCCAGCAUCGAUAUUCUGCUCACUUUGCCUAUCGGCGUUGCGAUCAUCGUCUUGAACGUGAAAGACCAGUUGUCGUCUUUCGAUCGCUUCCCAUUCUACUAUGGCUGGACCUACGACCACACGGACUGGCAGCCGGUGAGCUUCUCUUUUGCAGACAUAGUGUCCGAAGGGCCUUUCAAUGUGGCAGCCCUCUACUUCACUUAUUGGACAUCGCCCGCCCUCGCCUUCGUCAUCUUCGGCCUCUUCGGCAUAACAUCGGAAGCUCGCGCAUCGUACUGGCGCAUCAUAUGCACCGUCGGCAGCUGGUGCGGCUGGAAACCCACGCUUCGCACGCGCAGGUCGCGUUCGCCUCUAGGAGAUAUCGAGUUCGGCGAGCGUCCUGCUCAGAACUCUAUGUCGCUGGGUCUUGAGUCAAACCCAAGCUACGUCGACCGCAACGCGCGCGCGCCAGAUCAGGUCGUGGAGGACGGAGGUUCCGCGAGCGAGACGAAGAGUGCUUCGGAGAAGGACGCGAUAGAAGAGGAGGACCGGGAUCUCAGCCGUGCGGCACAUGCAGAACGCGCAACGCAACCUUCCGGGUCUUACCAGCCUAACUUCGGCGACUCGGAAGUUUCGAACUUGGUAUAG